UCUCUCUCUAACUCUUCACAUCGUUGGAUCGACCAAACCAUUUCCCCUCUUCGUCACCCUCGUCCUCCUCCUCCGCGAUCCAAAACCCUAACCCUAACCCUAACCCUAGCAUUAACCUCUAGAUUCUCCCUGAUUCCUCUCGAUUCGGAUCGGGGAGUGGAGUCGAUCGAUGAUCGCAAGCCAUGCCGGCGUCGCCGAAGCGCUCCUCCGCCUCCUCCGCCUCCGCGGCCCUCCCCUUCGCCCUAGAGUUGGACGACUUCAAGGGGGACUUCUCCUUUGAUGCCCUGUUCGGGAGCCUGGUGAACGAGCGCCUCCCGGAGUUCCAGGAAGAGGAUGGAGACGCGCCCGAUGGCGGUUUUGGCGGCGGCGGCGGCGGCGGCGACGCGCUGCCGAAUGGGAACUUACGCGCCGGGGCGGGGCCGCCGAUGUUCCCCGCGGUGGAUGAGCUCCUCACCCUGUUCAAGGAGUCGUGCAAGGAGCUCGUUGAUCUACGGCAACAGAUUGAUGUUAGGCUUCAGAAUUUGAAGAAGGAGGUGGCGGUUCAAGAUGCGAAGCACCGGAAGACACUUGCUGAGUUGGAAAAAGGUGUAGACGGCCUAUUUGAUAGCUUCGCCAGGCUGGACUCUCGUAUUUCAAGUGUCGGUCAGACUGCUGCGAAAAUUGGAGAUCAUUUACAGAGUGCAGAUUCCCAGAGAGAAACUGCUAGUCAAACAAUAGAGCUAAUCAAGUACUUGAUGGAGUUCAAUAGUAGCCCCGGUGACCUUAUGGAACUUUCACCUCUGUUUUCUGAUGAUAGUCGUGUUGCGGAGGCUGCUUCAGUUGCACAGAAAUUACGGUCAUUUGCUGAGGAGGAUGUUGGAAGACAUGGUGUGCCAACGGCAGUGGGUGCUGCAAAUGCCAGCAGGGGCCUAGAAGUUGCUGUUGCAAACCUCCAAGAGUACUGUAAUGAAUUGGAGAACAGAUUGUUGGCUCGGUUUGAUGCAGCGUCACAGAGACGAGAAUUAUCCACUAUGGCGGAAUGUGCUAAAAUUUUGGCUCAGUUCAACAGGGGGACUAGCGCAAUGCAACAUUAUGUUGCAUCAAGACCAAUGUUCAUUGACGUGGAAGUUAUGAACACGGAUAUCCAGGUUGUCCUUGGUGAUCAGGGUUUGCAAGCUGGCACUACCAAUAUUGCACGUGGUCUUUCUACGUCGUACAAGGAAAUAACAGAGACUGUGCGGAAAGAGGCAGCUACGAUUAUGGCUGUCUUCCCAUCUCCAAAUGAUGUUAUGGCUAUUCUCGUGCAGCGAGUGCUAGAACAAAGGGUGACCUCAAUACUUGACAAGCUUUUGAUAAAACCAUCCCUUGUGAACUUACCUCCUAUUGAAGAAGGCGGCCUUUUACUGUAUCUAAGAAUUUUCGCCGUGGCAUAUGGUAAGACACAAGAACUUGCUAAAGAGUUGCGAUCUGUGGGCUGUGGAGAAUUGGAUAUUGAAGGUCUCACCGAGUCAUUGUUUCUUGCGCACAAAGAUGAGUAUGCUGAACAUGAGCAGGCAUCCCUCAAGCAGCUAUAUGAUGCAAAGAUGGAAGAGCUGCGUGCUGAGGCUCAACAACAAUCUGAGUCCACCGGGACGCUCUCACGUUCGAAAGCAGCAUUAAAUCCGUCUACCCACCAACAGAUAUCUGUUACUGUCGUAACAGAAUUCGUCCGCUGGAAUGAGGAAGCAAUAUCUAGAUGCACUUUAUUUUCUUCUCAGCCUGCAACUCUUGCAGCUAAUGUGAGGUCGGUGUUCACUUGCUUACUCGAUCAAGUAAGCCAAUAUCUAACCGAAGGACUAGAGCGUGCCAGAGAGAGUUUGAAUGAGGCUGCAGCAUACAGGGAUAGAUUUGCUAUUGGGAAUAUUGUUAAUAGAAGAGCAGCUCAAGCAGCUGCUACUGCAGCAGAGGCGGCUGCUGCUGCUGGUGAGACCAGCUUUAGAUUUUUCAUGAUUGCUGUUCAACGAUGUGCUAGUAGUGUGGCCAUACUACAACAAUACUUCUCGAACACUAUUUCUCGGCUUCUGCUCCCUGUGGAAGGUGCCCAUGCUGCUUCCUGUGAAGAGAUGGGCACGGCAGUUUCCAGUGUUGAGGGUGCUGCUCAUAAGGGGCUUCUACAGUGUAUUGACACUGUAAUGGCUGAGGUUGAGCGGCUGCUGUCUACAGAACAGAAGGCUACUGAUUAUCGUUCUCCUGAUGAUGGUGCUGCUCCUGAUCACCGACCAACGAAUGCGUGUAUAAGAGUUGUUGCAUACUUAUCUCGUGUUCUGGAGGUUGCGUUCAGUGCCCUUGAAGGCCUCAACAAGCAAUCGUUUUUAACUGAAUUGGGCAAUCGCUUACACAAGGGGCUGCUUAAUCAUUGGCAGAAGUUUACAUUUAGCCCCAGUGGUGGGCUUCGGCUGAAGCGUGACAUUACGGAGUACGGGGAGUUUGUUCGCAGCUUUAAUGCUCCUUCCAUUGAUGAGAAGUUUGAAUUGCUGGGCAUAAUGGCUAAUGUCUUUAUUGUGGCUCCCGAAAGCCUCGCGUCCUUGUUCGAAGGAACCCCAAGUAUCCGAAAAGAUGCAUUAAGAUUCAUUCAACUGAGGGAUGACUACAAGACUGCGAAAAUAGCGUCUAGGAUCAACAGCAUCAUGUCAGAGUCGUAAAUUUAUAACGGAGGGCGGAAGCAUGCAUACAUGAGGUAGGAAAAAGGCCGACACUUUUUGUUUGCUCCAAACCAAAAGGUUUCUUUUUCAUCUUUUUAAAGCUUUAAAACGAGCUUCUGCGAUUCUGUUUGUCCUCGGGUCUGUAGAGUUCUCAUCUGCAUUGUUGUGUUCGUAGAGACAGUUUAAAAUUCAUGUUCAUUCUUUCUAGCUUCUGGAUAUGUUUAAUUUUGCCGAGCGAAUUGAAAAAUCAUGCGUGUAAAUGAUUAGAACCCUUGAGGCUUAUUUCGUGAAUUUAGAUACUAUAUGAUCUGUGACUAUGAAACAACUUAAGAUUGUAUGAUAUGUUAAAUUCAAUUUAUGGCUAUUAAAAUUGUGUUUGAA
Molecule: messenger RNA, 3041 nt
Organism: Ananas comosus (pineapple)
Lineage: Eukaryota; Viridiplantae; Streptophyta; Magnoliopsida; Poales; Bromeliaceae
Product: exocyst complex component 5
Exons: 24
Coding region: 183-2660 (825 amino acids)
Biological process (GO): exocytosis; Golgi to plasma membrane transport
Cellular component (GO): exocyst; cytoplasm
Source: RefSeq, a predicted model, not a curated record